CUUGUGCCUCCGCCUUUUCCACAGUUUCGCACCUCUCUGCAACUGUCAAAAUCUUUUCUGUCCUUCUCUCUCUUUCACUCACUCUCUCUCUCUCACACACGCUCACACUGUCCGAAAAAAAAAAAACCCUAAUCUCUCUCUCUCUCUCUCAACAUGUGCGCGCUCUCACACACUGUAAAACUCGGUCUCGCUGCUGCUGAUGGUGAUGAUGAGAGACUGAGUUGCCAUUAAAUUAAAGGUUUUGCUCAUUUGCUUUAUAUAUAAUCGUAGCUGCUGCGAGUGAGAGAAGUUUUGGUGGGAGUUUUUUUUUUUUUUUGGUUCUGGGUUCGAUCGGAGGAGUGAUGGUGAUGGCGGAGAAUGAUCAGGAAACGAGUGCGACCAUAUCGAAGUCCAAGUCAGCGUGGAAGACUCCGGCGGCGGCGGUGGCGAUGAAUGGCGACGAUGCUCCUCCUCCUUCUCCUGUAAUGAUUGGUGCCUCGCCUGAUUCUUGGCCAGCUCUUUCCGAUGCGGCCGCGGUGGCGGCGGCGGCUGGAGGAGCAGCCUCAAAGCCUGCUACGGUGGCUUCUCCACCUCCUCCACCUUUGCAGGCAUCAGUUGGGCAGCAUAAGUCACAUGGAUCUGGAAAUUUUAAUCCUUCACAUAAAAACUCAUCAUCUCGUCAUCAAAAAUCAGGCUCUAAACGCAACCCAAGUGGUGCUCAUCCUUUUCCUAUACCACUACCUUACCAUCAACCACCAAUGCCACCUGUUUUUCAUACUAUGGUUCCUCCACCUCACAUUGGGUAUGCAUACCCUCCUGGUCCAGGACGUUUCCCAACCGUUGAAACUCAUUUGGUGAAGUCUGGAUGUGAGACACCCCCUCAAUCUCUUGUUCCACCAGGUCAUGGCGUUGAUGCUAGUCGAAAUGUUCAGCCUCCACCCAAUGCCUAUGCUGUCAAUUUUUCUAAUAGAAGACCAAUCAUGCAAGAACCUGGUGGCCAUUUUAAUCAUGCCUGGCACCAUCAACGAGCAUUAAAUCCUAGAGACAACAUCCCAAUGCAACAGGGUAUUGGACCAAGGGCUUUUGGAGGGCCUCCAUUCUUUGGUCCAGCUCCAGGGUUCAUGGUUGGUUCUAGCUUCUAUGGGCCUGCACCUAUAUGCUAUGUUCCUGUUGCAGCUCCAGGCUCUAUUAGGGGACCUCAUCCUCCGCGCUUUAUUCAAUAUCCUAUUAAUCCAGGGGCUCCUGUGGUAUCCCAAGAGACAGUAGCUUUGAGGACUAAUAUAGUGAAACAAAUCGACUAUUAUUUCAGUGAUGAAAAUCUGCAGAAUGACCAGUACCUAAUUUCCCGUAUGGAUGAUCAGGGAUGGGUUCCAAUAUCCAUCAUUGCUGACUUUAAAAGGGUUAGGAAGAUGAGCACAGAUAUACCAUUUAUCCUUGAUGCACUGCAGACAUCUAGUACUGUUCAAGUGCAGGGUGACAAGAUACGGAAACGUGAUAAUUGGUUGAAGUGGAUUCCAUCUUCUAAAGAGAAUUCAUUGUCAUCGCAAGCUCAGACUCCCCAGGGCCAAUCUAUGGAGAAGGAUAUUGAUUCCUUUGUGAAUGGUGAUGCCAUCGAGAAUAAUGUGGGCAACAACUCUGAAGAAAAUGUUGAAUUUCCAUCAAAUGGUGGAAGUUUGGUGGAGCACUUACCGCCAAAUAGAGAAACUCCAGUCAUACCACUUAUUAGUGACACAGAACGUGACGACAUGAGUGCUAUUGUUAAUGGUGGAAAACAAGCAUUAGGCUGUGGAAGGGUCAAAUUCUCAGAUCGUGGCACCAGUUAUAGUCCACUAAACCGAGACCACUCACAAAGAGAGGAGCAUACAGAAUUUUCUGUUGAUGGGACUGAACGCAGGGAAAUGUCAUCAGAUAUGGCUGGUGACUUGUCAAACGAUUUUGCAAGCACAUUUAUGCUUGACGAAGAGAUAGAGCUCGAACAGAAGACAAUAAAGAAUGAUGAUCUUUUUUCUGCUAGAAGGAUUGAUGAGGAAGACGAUGAGAUGGUUGACAAUGAUCAGGACGUUCAGAGACUUGUAAUUGUCACCCAGAAUAGCAGGACAAGUCAAGAAACUAAAGGUCGUGGUAAAGAGUCCAAAUCCAUUUCCAAUGAGCUAGCUUCUGCAAUAAAUGAUGGUCUUUACUUCUAUGAGCAGGAACUGAAAACUAAGCGAUCUAGUCGUAGAAAGAAUAGCUCUAGUUUUGAGAAUAAAGAUGGAAACUCAAAAUUUCCAAGCAGUGCUUUCGGAGUCUCCAACCCAAAGGCUAGUGAUAAUUUUGCUGGAAGUGUUGUCCUUGAGGAGUCUGGAAAUGCUAAUUCUAGAAGGAAGCAACAUAAAGGCCUUCCCAGGCAGCUGUCCUCCCAUAAACAACGAUUUUUCUCCAGUAACUUCAGAAAUCAUGGAACUUCCCGAAACUCUAAUGGAAUCAUAUCGGAAAGUCCACCUAGUAAUUCGGUUGGAUUUUUCUUUAGUUCUACACCUCCUGAAAAUUAUGGCCCUAGGACUUCAAAGUUGAGUGGUUCACCACAUGGGAUUUUAUCUGGGAGUCCACCAGUGGGUUCCAUGCCAAAGUCAUUUCCACCAUUUCAGCAUCCAAGCCAUCAGCUUCUAGAAGAAAAUGGGUUUAAACAACAGAAGUACCUGAAGUUCUAUAAGCGGUGCCUGAGUGACAGAAAGAAGUUGGGAAUUGGUUGCAGUGAGGAAAUGAAUACACUUUACCGGUUUUGGUCAUAUUUUCUUAGAGACUUGUUUGUCCCUUCUAUGUAUAAUGAGUUCAGAAAAUUUGCACUGGAAGAUGCUGCUGCUAAUUAUUACUAUGGAAUGGAGUGCCUUUUCAGGUUCUACAGUUAUGGUUUGGAGAAGGAGUUUAGAGAGGACCUGUAUCAGGACUUUGAACAGCUUACGCUUGACUUCUACCACAAAGGCAAUCUUUAUGGCCUCGAAAAAUAUUGGGCAUUCCAUCAUUACGGCGGGCAACGUGACCGGAAAGAGCCCCUAAAGAGACAUCCAGAAUUGGAUAGGUUACUCAGGGAAGAAUAUUGUAGCUUGGGGGACUUUCGUGCUAAAGAGAAGGCCAAUGCUGUGAAAGAAGAGAGUCAUUAGCUAGCACUUGCACCAAUCAUAUGCCUUAGUGGCAUUGAAGCAUCACUGUCCCAGUUUUGGAAUAGAAUUCUUUCAACUUGACAAGGGAGUUGGAGUUAGCAGCCUAUUUUUGGUUUGGAAAUGAAGAAAAGAUGGUUGUCAUAUAUUGUAUGUUUGAUUGAGGCCGCUGACUGCAGAGUUUUUCUUUUGUUUAAGGUUUUUUUUUUUUGGCUCCUGGGUAUACAUGCAUUUUUGGGGUUGUAUGCAAAGCUUGGAGAGGUGCCUGUGCUUUUUCUCUACACAAAUCUCUUCUCUGGAUUGUAACUUGUACAGAAACGGAAAAGGAAAAAAACUGAAAAAAAGAAGGCUGUAGUUUAGACAUUUGUCAAAAUUGAAGAAUAAGAUAUUUGAGAAUUUAAUUUAUAAUCCUUUUCUUUUU
Molecule: messenger RNA, 3537 nt
Organism: Quercus robur (English oak)
Lineage: Eukaryota; Viridiplantae; Streptophyta; Magnoliopsida; Fagales; Fagaceae
Product: la-related protein 1A
Exons: 14
Coding region: 342-3119 (925 amino acids)
Biological process (GO): mRNA stabilization
Molecular function (GO): RNA cap binding
Source: RefSeq, a predicted model, not a curated record